UCAUUUCCCCAUUUUUCAGGCGGAAAAACACACUUUAUCUCCGGGUUCUUAGGAUCGAGAAUCACGCCUUGACAGUGGUGAAGGUUCUGGUAGCCGCGCGAUGGGGUAUGCCAAGAAGGUUUGAUCUCGUCUCCGAGUGGGAGUUAGGGUUUGAAGACCUCCAGGACUCUGGAUUUCUUACGGUAUCAUUUAACUCUAUGCUACUGCAUGAAUGACCAUGGCUUCCAAUGGUGGCCUACCUUUCAAAGUUGGACAACAAGCUGAGUUGAUAACGUUUGAAGAGGGGUUUCGCGGUGCAUGGUUCCGCUGUAAGAUACAUGACAUUAGAUUCCAAGGUGAUCAGACUGAAUGUUUGUUGGAAUUCUUUGACUUUCCAGAUGAGGAUGGGUAUAUUGAUGCUCAAAGAGAGAGUAGAACGAUGCUUAUGUUGCGGCCAUCCUUUCCUCCAUUCUAUCACCAAAGUCAACUGCCUGGCUCUUUUCCUGAAUCUGAUGUGGUAGCAAUUGUCCAUGACACUUGGAAGGUGGGUGAUUUGGUUGAUUGGUCGUUUGAUGGUUGUUACUGGUCUGGAGCAAUAACUGAUGUACUUGAGCAUGGUAAAGUCAAGGUGAAGUUACAUGAGCCACCUGCCGGAGAAGGAAAAUCAUACGAUGCUUUUGUCAAGGACUUAAGGCCAUCUUUGAGAUGGUUUCCUGAACAAGGCUGGACAGAACCGAUAACAGAACAUUGCGCUCGGUGGUUCGAUCAUUUAGUAGAAGAGUUUCCUGAUAUGCUCGUUUGCGCUCAGCAUGAAUCAGUAGCUGCAAUGUAUGCAGAAGUCUGGUAA
Dioscorea cayenensis subsp. rotundata (Guinea yam) is the source of this 826-nucleotide messenger RNA. RefSeq lists its product as uncharacterized. NCBI's taxonomy places the organism in Eukaryota, Viridiplantae, Streptophyta, Magnoliopsida, Dioscoreales, Dioscoreaceae. The transcript has 8 exons. The record is from RefSeq and is a predicted model, not a curated record. Bases 212 to 826 code for a protein of 204 amino acids.